Messenger RNA from Ostrinia furnacalis (Asian corn borer), 1918 nucleotides. RefSeq names its product bleomycin hydrolase. Lineage: Eukaryota; Metazoa; Arthropoda; Insecta; Lepidoptera; Crambidae. The record is from RefSeq and is a predicted model, not a curated record. The transcript is spliced from 12 exons. Gene Ontology annotation, cellular component: cytoplasm. Gene Ontology annotation, biological process: proteolysis; L-homocysteine catabolic process; response to toxic substance. The coding region runs from base 69 to 1526 and encodes 485 amino acids. Gene Ontology annotation, molecular function: cysteine-type aminopeptidase activity.
CGGACAAUAAUAUUUCAUUUGCUCAGUAAACGUCACAAAAUUGUAAGGUUUGGUUUGUUUUAAAAUAAAUGCUUUCUAAAUCAGUUUUCACUGCGUUAUUCAAGUGCAAGACGUCCUACCUAAUUCAAAUAUCAGCUGCAACCAUGUCAUCAAAGCCACUGACGUUGGAGACCACAAAAAAACUCAACGAUGAUUUCUAUGCGCAACCGAAGAAUCAAUUGGCCCAGAAUGCCUGCACUCGGACUGAUCCCUUCGAGAUUGCCAUCAGCCGGAGAAGGACAGACAGUGCCUCACAUGUUUAUAAUAUUAGGUUAGAAUCAGAGGGUAAACCAGUAACAAAUCAAGAGAACUCGGGCCGUUGCUGGCUGUUUGCAGCUCUCAAUGUUAUGCGCUUGCCAUUCGUGAAGAAGUAUGGCAUUGACGAGUUUGAAUUCUCACAAAGUUACCUCUUCUUUUGGGAUAAAAUUGAACGAUCACACUACUGGUUGAACAACAUUAUUACCACUGCAAAACAAGGAGAGGAACUAGAUGGCAGGCUCGUAAACUUUCUUCUCAAGGAUCCCAUCAACGAUGGUGGCCAAUGGGACAUGAUCGUGAACCUGGUGAACAAGUAUGGACUGGUGCCGAAGGAGUGCUUCAAGGAGUCGUUCAGCUCCAAAAAGAGUUUGCACAUGAACGCAAUCAUCAAGACCAAGUUGCGUGAAUUUGCAAUGGAAUUGAGAGAAAAGGUCAAAGCUGACGCUUCGGACGAGGAACUGCAAGCGACCAUCGACAAGCAAAUAGCGAUAAUAUACAACAUCGUAGCAACUUGCUUAGGUACCCCGCCAGACAAGUUUAACUUCGAGUAUUACAACAAGGAGAAGGCAUACCAAAGCUUCGGCUCGCUUACGCCGCAAGAGUUCUACAACAAACACGUUCGUCCGCUCUUCAACGUCGAUGACAAGGUGUGCUUAGUAAGCGACCCCCGGGAUUCGAACCCGUUCGGAAACUUGUACACGCUGCAGUGCCUCGGAAACGUCAUCGGUGGGAGACAGACCGCGUACAACAACCAGCCCAUUGAGACCCUAAUGAAAGCCGUAAAAGACAGCAUACAAGGCGGAGAGGCAGUAUGGUUCGGAUGUGAGGUGUCCAAGCGUUUUGAGAGGAAACAUGGACUUGAAGAUUUGGAUGCGCACGACUACAAGCUGAUAUUCAACACGGACGUUCAGAUCGGCCUCAAGAAGGCGGAUCGGUUGCGAUACGGCGAUUCUUGCAUGACGCACGCUAUGGUGUUUACAGCCGUUGGUACCGAUGAACUGGGCAACCCAACAAAAUUCAGAGUAGAAAACUCAUACGGAGAUAAAGAGUACAACAAAGGCUACCUGCUUCUCACGGAACCAUGGUUCAGGGAAUUUGUUUUUGAGAUCGUAGUAGACAAGAAAUACGUCGCAGAUGAGGUGCUUGAAGUGUUCAAACAAGAAGCCAAAGUCCUGCCCGCAUGGGACCCCAUGGGCACCCUAGCUUGUCCGCUGUGCAGCAAAGAAUAACCCUACGCAAGUUUACAAAGAACAACAUUGUAGUAGAAAGUGAUUUUUUCACGAGUCUCUUCCUAUUGGCCAGCACUAUUUCACUAGGGUGGCAAACGGGACAACUAUUAAUUACGGUAUUAUGCAUGAAAAAGAUUUAUACGUCAUCAAGUGACUGCUAUAUUUGGUAUUUUAAGUAACAACAAGCAAUAAAUUUUAAAUUAACAUGCAAUUUUUAUGAGCUUUAAUAGUCCAUAUCACGAAUCUUUUGGCAUACAUCUUGAUUCAGAUCUGAUAUAAAAAAUAUUGACAAUAAUCAUUAUACCUACAUAACAAUAUUAAUAUUUAGGUUAACAAUGUGUUCAUUUUCAAGUUACCAUAACUUACAGAAUGGUGUGUAUUAAUAAACCAAU